AUGUCUGAAGACUGGGACUCCGUAACCCGUAUUGGAAGCAGAGUCCGUGGGGGUGGUGGUGCUCAACCCCGUGAGACAGUUGUCAGAGGCCGAUCUGCACUCAACGCCGCCCAGAGAUCUGGUGCUAUUAUUGCAACCGAGAAGAAAUAUGCCACCGGGAACGCUACCACUCGCCCACGCGUGGAAGGUCAACUUCUCACCAAAGUCGACCGAAGUGACGACAUAGUCCCGCUGAAGGGCAUCCCCCGCGAGGUCGGAAUGACCAUCCAGCGUCGCCGCAACGAAGAAGGGUUGACCCAGAAGGAACUCGCUGUUAAAUGCAAUACUACACAGCCGGUCAUAGCUGCUUUGGAACAAAGCAACCCAACAGCGGAUAAAAGUGUCAUUCCACGAAUUUCCAGGGUACUGAAUGUCAAACUUAGUGGCCGUGAUAUUGGGAAGGAACUUUUUCCGAAGAAGAAAUGA
This is a messenger RNA of Paracoccidioides brasiliensis Pb18, 465 nucleotides long. RefSeq names its product multiprotein-bridging factor 1. Gene Ontology annotation, cellular component: nucleus. Gene Ontology annotation, molecular function: DNA binding. Bases 1 to 465 code for a protein of 154 amino acids. The record is from RefSeq and is a predicted model, not a curated record. The transcript is spliced from 2 exons.